GACUGUGAUCUUGGCGCAUGCGCACAGCCACAGUCACUCCCUCCUGGAGCUCCGCCCCCAGAUCUCUACGAGAGACUUGUCUGUGAUAGCCCCGCCUUAUCCCUCAUGAGAGCCAAUCAGAGGGAGGCGGCGCAGCGCGCCAAGCUAGAAAGGCACGGCGUGGCGAGGUUGGUUCGUGCUCCGCCUUUUGCCUCUCGGUCUUCCGGGGAGUCGCUCUCAAAUUCCCUUUUCCCCUCCUUCCAUACCAACCCUCCCACUCUCUCUAACUCUGGCGUGACGGAGGCGCUCGCAGAGAUGCCCCGUGGCGGUAGCACCAGCCGUCCCCGCCCCAGCAGCCGGAAGAGAAGAAAGACAUGGGAUACAGAAUGCACGUUCUUUCCAGGAGAAAAUGUGUCUGCCUUCAGGAAAGAAGAUGCUAGGACACCUAUGUCAAAUACAUCCCUUUCCAAAGCAUGGCUGAAGUGUGGUGAUGGCUUUCAAAGUGAUUCAGUGCCACCGAUUAUAGAAUUGUCCACAGAUAUGACUAUUAUGAAGAAACACCUUGAAUCCCUCAAGUCUAAGGAAGAAGCUUCUUCAUCUGAUGCUUCAAAGGGAUCUCCUGACAUAAUAUGGAACUCCAGUGGGAGUGAUCUCUCAGAAGAAGAAAAAGAGAUACCUCGUCAGUCUCAGAAACAUAAAAGAUGUACUUCCAACAUAGAGAGGCAACAUACUUGGAAUAACUUGACUUUGAAUGACAGCAGUAGUGAAGAUGAGCCACAGUUCAUUGACUGGGAGAAUGAUAGUGAUGAUAAAGAAGAUGCUGGUAAUGAAUGUCCUGAAUUUGAAGAAAAUGAAUGUGCUAUGGGAAUAUCAGACUGUAUAUCCUGUGCAAGCAGCAGUCCUCUGAGUAGUGUGGAAAGAGAGCAUGACUUUUCUCAAAUGAAUUCUACUGAAAUUUUGGAAUAUUCCUCAGAUACUGAGAAAGAAGAAGACACAAAGAAUGUGUUACCCACCAAUUUAGAAGUUUCUCACAAAUACCACAUGAAUUUUGGAUUAGAUUUAGAACAAGACAAAGGAAGACCUGAAAGUGACUGGAUAAAAUGUGCACAAGUUCUUUUACAUACUCCCAAGAAAGAAUCAGAUAAUACUCCUAGGACUCCAGAAGAUUCUGCAAAGAAAAAGAAAAAGAAGCUACUAAGGGGAGGGCUAGCAGAAAGGUUAAAUCGAUUACAGAACAGAGAGCGGUCUGCCAUAACUUUUUGGAGGCAUCAGAGUGCUUCUUUCAACAAAACACUUCUUCCAGUGAAAAAAUCUGGAGUGUUGAUUGUAAAGAUUAUAGAAAUGCAUGAGGAAUGCACAAUGCAGAUUGCCAUCUGUGAGUUGUUAGAGAUGUCUCCUACUGACAAUUCUAAAGAUUCUGUCCUGGACCCUGGGACCCCACUCAAGGUCCUGUUCACGAAGGAAACUGCAAGUCACCUGAAGGGUAGUCCACAGGAUAUCAUCUAUAUCUAUCCUCCCUGGUAUAAACUACUUCUUCAUGAUAAAAGCACUCCUAUUAUUAUGAACACAUAUUUUUGCCAGAAAGUCUUUGUCAAAGAAGAUUCAGAAAAACCUGAUAAAAUGCACUGUCUGGGGAUGUUGCCUAUAAAAAGAAAAACCAUUUCUUUGGCUCAGGUGUUUAGAUUUAAAAGCCAAAUAAAUGAUAUUGCUCAGGAAUCCAAAGGACAUCAGGUGAUGUGCACUACUGUUACUACAAGUAGGAUAGGGGGACUUCAUGACCUCCAAGAAACAAAACGGAACAUUCCAGCGCAGCUCUCCAUAAGUGACUCCCUUCUGGAUGUUGUCGAAAGCCAGGGAACAGCCAGGUGGAAAGGAGUACAGGUCCAGGUGGUGGUGCAGAGAGUAUAUUAUCUUCCUGCAAGAGAUGUCUCCAGAUAUCAACAAGGAAACAACUCUGCCCAUUUGGCUGGCCCAUUGAGAAAUCCAGACCAGCACAAUACUCGAUGCUGUCUUCUUGUCCAAGAUGUUUAUGGGAUAUUCAGUGAAAUACAUUUGGAAUCCUCCUGUUUUCCUCCCGAGGAUAUUGCUCAGCCCAGCAGACAGUGGGAAGGAAAAUCCUGUCUCCUAGAAGGAAUGAAGAUUUUACAGAGGACUACCAGAGGAAGGGCAAUGGGACUUUUUAGUCUGAUUGACAGCUUGUGGCCUCCAUUGAUACCUUUGAAAAUUCCUGGUCAAAGUCAAGACUAUGAAGAGAUGAAAGCUGAUCAGAAGCCUCCCAGCUUCUGUUAUAUACUCACUGCUUGUCCAGAGCCAGGAAAAGUUUGUAUAAAUGUGGAAAACAUGAUUUCUAAUAUCUACCGGCCCCCAUCCAUAAAUUCCUUAGAAGACAUUCUUAAGGCAGGAGAAAUUGGAGGUCAUCGUUGCAGCUUCCAGGCCAGAGUGAUAUAUCAAAGGCUGCAGUUAAAAAGUAAUCCUCCUCUGGACCAAAGAGAAAUGUGGCUGAUAGUGACCGAUGCCACGCUGCAGUUGGAAAAUGCUGGCCUCCCCAAGACUGUGCCAGUGUACGUGACACCAUCAUGCGUAAUCAGCCCUGAAGUCAUGGAAGUCCUCACAGAUGCGGCAUCCCAUACCAUCUUCUUCAAGGAUGUCCUACAAGAAAAUGGUAGACUUAUUUGUGUUGAACGAAGUGUCCUCAUGCUUCAAAAGCCCUCUUUUUACAUGGCUGCUAGUGCUGACACCUCUGAACUGACUAACCCAGUUAUGCUAGACGAAUUGGAUUCUACAACUCAAGUGAACUCCAUUUGUCGUGUACAAGGCAUUGUGAUUGGCGUGAAUGAGAACACUGCUUUUUCUUGGCCUGUAUGUAACAGAUGUGGCAAUGGGAAACUGGAGCAAGACCCAGAAAACAGAGGAUCCUUACACUGUGGUCGAUGCAACAUCACUGUCACAUCCCCCCUUCUCAAAAUGCACCUGGAAGUGGCUUUGGCCUGCCCCUCCAGACCACAGAGUAACGUGAAAGUAAAGCUGUUGCAAAGGAGUAUUUCUUCACUCCUGAUGUUUUCCUCCAGUGAGGAUGGGGUUUAUGAAGUGAAGAGUGUGCUGGGAAAGAAGGUGGGGCCACUAAAUUGUUUCAUCCAGACCAUAACCAACCACCCAACGAGCUGCAUCGGAUUGGAGGAAAUUGAACUUCUGCAAGCAGUCAGAAACUAAGAUGAUAACUGCCUGUAGCCAUAGUGUCAAGGAACUUUGCAAAGUUGUUACAUAGUUGUUUUAUAGUUACUUGUUAACUAAGGACCAAGAGGAUUUAUAUUAGUAACAAAAAGGAUCUUGAAAUGCCACUUGUUUUCAAUUUCUCUGGGAACACAUUGGAAAAAUGGAUUGUUUCCAAAAUACACUUUUUUUCUGUAGUCACUAAUUGUAUCAUCACCAUCAUCUGUAAUUAUAGCAAUAUAUUUAUUGGAGUGUUUACAGUCUAAAAGCUGAAGAUUUCUCAAUGAAGUUUGAUAAAUGUUCUAAAUUUAUAAGGAAAAUUAAAAUUGUAGAGGUCAUACUUGAACACCUUUUACUGUGAUUCUCAGGAUCCCUUCUUCCUCUCCCCCCAUGCUUGAUUUAACAUUAUCUCCUGAAGGAGCAUAUACUUCUACAAUAAAUGUCCAAAGUUCAGGAACUUUGUUAUUUUUAGAAAAAUGCUGAAAAACUAUGGCAAAGGUGAAGUUGUUUCUCAUAAAGUGUAGAUAGUUAACUAGUAUGCAAUCAUAGAUCUACUGUAUUAUAAUGGAAGUGUUAGAUAAGAAGUUUUACAGCCUAAUCAUACUGUGAAAUAUGGACCCAGAACAAAGAUUAGAUAGAUUUAAAUACCUGUAGGCAAUAUUCUAAGUCUCCCCUACUACUGAGAAUCCCUUUUACCCAAAUUCAAGAUAAGAAUAUGGUUAUCUUACUCUUCUUUUGUUGGCAGUGAUUUAAAUUGAAUGUGAGGCCCUGAACUAAUUCUUUGCACCCUAAAAAGAUUUUUUAAUAUUGAUUGCUUUACCAGUGUGACCAGAAACUAACACAACUAAUUUUUGAAUAUUUAUCUAUUUAUAUUAGAAAAAGUCAAUGCAACAGACCCAAAUUGUCUUUUUCAGGUUUGAGGUAUGCUAGGCCAGGAAAAGGCAGAAUUACUGCCUCUUCCUUCUGCCUUAAACCUUUCACUUUUUUUUUUUUUUUGGUCCAAAGGAACUAGUUGACUCUUCUCAGCCCUUUUCAAUUUUGCCCAAGCCUUAAAAAUGCCUGUAUGUAGUCAAGUUUUCUGCUAGAGCAAACUAGACACUAGAACAUGUUUUAAUCACUUGAAGGGUUAUUACAACAUAUUAACACUUUUAAAGUUAAUUUGCCGUUGUUUUAGAAAACCCAAGGGCAAUGUAAACAAGGCUGGGCAGAAGAAAUCCACCAAUAAUUCAAAAGUCAUUUUAGUCCAUCACCUUCCUACCUGCAUUGGAACAGCUAAUUAUAAGGUCAUCUAAUUAGAUUCUCACUUCCUUUUUAAGCCCUUCUCUGACCGAUUUUUUGGUAAAAAUAUUAAAACUAUGUUUACUUUAUUGCCAAUAGCCCUUCCCCAUAUCAUCCCCACCCCCACUCAGAAGCUUAGGAGAAAUGAGCUUUUAAAAAAGGGGAAAGGGUGGAUUAAUCACCCAUUCUGAAUAGAUUAAAAAAUCUUUUUUUGGGGGGGGAGAAAUAUCGUCACAAGUUCAAGGUAGUUCAUGGAUUCCCACCCUGCAAAAUAUUUUUCCAGGUAUGUUAAAAACAAAUAUUCGAUGGUAGUUAAAUUUGAAUAUAAAUUUAUGGUAGCACAUGGCUUAUUUUCGGUAUGCAAUUAAAAUGAAAAGUUUUCCAAUAUUCAAGUAUUGAUGAGUAGAUUUUGGGGGGGGGGGUGUCGAAAUACCAAUUAUGGAUUCCCCUUCUGGCUCAUAAAUAAGCUU
Molecule: messenger RNA, 4937 nt
Organism: Sarcophilus harrisii (Tasmanian devil)
Lineage: Eukaryota; Metazoa; Chordata; Mammalia; Dasyuromorphia; Dasyuridae
Gene: SPIDR
Product: scaffold protein involved in DNA repair
Exons: 20
Coding region: 106-3189 (1027 amino acids)
Biological process (GO): regulation of establishment of protein localization to chromosome; double-strand break repair via homologous recombination
Cellular component (GO): nucleoplasm; nuclear chromosome
Source: RefSeq, a predicted model, not a curated record